Molecule: messenger RNA, 1092 nt
Organism: Urocitellus parryii (Arctic ground squirrel)
Lineage: Eukaryota; Metazoa; Chordata; Mammalia; Rodentia; Sciuridae
Source: RefSeq, a predicted model, not a curated record
AUGGCCGAGGCCGAGCGGCUGCCCCCGCCGCUGCCCCCGCGACUGGACUGGUUUGUGCACACACAGAUGGGCCAGCUGGCCCAAGGCAGUGUCCCCGAGUGGUUCCACGGGGCCAUCUCACGAGAGGCUGCUGAGGACCUGCUGGCGUCAGAACCACUGGGGUCCUUUCUCAUCAGGGUCAGUCACAGCCACGUGGGCUACACCCUUUCCUACAGGGCCCCGAACUGCUGCCGCCACUUCAUGGUGAAGCUCUUGGACGACGGGAGCCUGGUGAUCCCUGGGGAGAAGGCGACGCACGCCUCGCUGGACGCUCUGGUCACCUUCCACCAGCAGAAGCCCAUUUGGCCCCACGAGGAGCUGCUGACCCAGGCCUGCGGGCAGAAGGAUCCAGCAAACGUGGAUUAUGAGGAUCUCUUCCUUUACUCCAGUGCACUGGCAGAGGAGGCCACCAGGCCUGUCCCUGGCCUUGGGGAACAUCAGAGACCUUCCUCCUGCUCAGUGGCUGCACUUGAGAAGGUCCCUUUGAGGCCAGCCCUGCCCCACCCCACGACGGCGAGGAAGCCCUCUGCAGAGCCGGGCAGGGCGCCCCCCGGGGAAGCCUCUUCCUCCUGCCCCGCGAGGCCCUUCAGGGAGGCCGGGCAGAGGCUCUGGAGCAGCCUCAAGGCGCUGCCCGCGUCGGGCCGCAUCGCGCAGCCGCAGUUCCGCUCCGCCCUGGCGGCCCUGAGGUCAUCGCUCCAGGAGGCCAGGCCGGCUCGGGGGACCCCCGGCCCCAGGCCCCGGGCGGACAGCAGGAAGCACUCGGGCGAGGCGGCCUGGAAGGACAGUGUCUCCGGGGACCCGUGUGUGGCCACACCCUCUGACUCCUCGCAGCCCCAGGCCCCGAGACCCAGGGACGCCUCCGCCAGGAAGGCCGCCAGGCCCGAGAGCUGGAGCGGGGCCACCCCGGCGGCUAGGGGCUGGCACCCAUUGGUGGCGAGGGCCCUGUCUUCCCGGGAGGCCACGCCGGGGCCUGACGACGUUUCCGAGCCCGCGGAGGACCUGCUGCCUGAGGAGUACCUGCCGCCGCCGCCCUUCGCCCCCGGGUACUGCUAG